This is a messenger RNA of Acanthosepion pharaonis, 837 nucleotides long. Lineage: Eukaryota; Metazoa; Mollusca; Cephalopoda; Sepiida; Sepiidae. The record is from the annotation of a GenBank genome assembly.
AUGGAUACAGAAGAUUUGGAAUUGACAGAAAACUACAGUGUUGAUUCAAAAAUCCUUGCUCUUUCACACCCUCCCUCUGUUAAUAUCACUUUCUCUCUCUCUCUCUCUCUUUUUCUUUUAUCUUUUUUCUUUUACUUGCUUAUACUUUUUGUAUCAUUCUCUCUCCCCAAUUCUCUUUCUUUUUUCUUUUUAAUGUUAUUUAUCUUUACUUUUCCAUUCUUUCUUCAUUUCUUUCUUAUUUAUUUAUUUUUUCAAUCAUUUCUUUUUAUUCUCUCACUUUCUUUAUUCCUCUCUCUCUUUUUCUUUUUCUCUCCUAAACAUUUUCCCUUUAUUUAUUUCUUCUCUUUCUAUCUAUCUAUAUAUAUCUAUCUUCCCUCAGUUUUUUCUUUCUUUCUUUCUUCCUCUCUCCUCACUUACCCACUCUUUUCAUUCUUUUCUUUCUUUCUUAUUUUUUCAUUCUUUUUGUUAACUUUCUUCUUUACACUCUCUCUCUCUCUCUCUCUCUUUUAUUUACCCUCAUUUAUCCUGACCAUAACAGGCCUUACUUCCAUGAAGUCUCAGUUGUCGUUUUUUUUUUUUUGUUUUAUCCGCUCUCAGGUGAAAAAUACCCCAGAUCAGAUUCUGUGCGAUUUUUGGCCUUUCUUAGUGAAAUGCCAUCAAACCAAAUUCUUGAAAUUCUUCUGCAAAGGUAAGAAUUUGUUUAUAUCUUAUCUGAGUAAGCAGAGGUGGUUUUUUUUAUUCGAAAUAGCCACUCCCACCCAAACAACAUCCCUCCCCUUCCCUUCCAAACAAACCAUUGAUUUACCGAAUUGGUAUCUGUUCUUACUUUUCUUCUGA